GGGAAGGAAUUAAAUACAGAAACGCUGUCUGCUUGCUGCUGUGAAACAGCUAGCUGAAUUGCUGAUUUACUUUAACUUUUAAAAUACCCAGCUUCAUUUAUUUUUCUUAGAAUUGUAUUGCUAAGACUGGGGACGCUGUUUUCUUUUACAAAGGGAAAUCUAAGUUCAUUUCAAGGCAUUCGAAAUGGGGAAAGACUAUUAUUGCAUUUUGGGAAUCGAAAAAGGAGCUUCAGAAGAAGAUAUUAAAAAGGCUUACCGAAAACAAGCCCUCAAAUUUCAUCCGGACAAGAACAAAUCUCCACAGGCAGAGGAAAAAUUUAAAGAGGUCGCAGAAGCUUAUGAAGUAUUGAGUGAUCCUAAAAAGAGAGAAAUAUAUGAUCAGUUUGGGGAAGAAGGCUUAAAAGGAGGAGCUGGAGGCACUGAUGGACAAGGUGGUACCUUCCGCUACACCUUUCAUGGUGAUCCUCAUGCCACAUUUGCAGCAUUUUUUGGAGGUUCCAACCCCUUUGAAAUUUUCUUUGGAAGACGAAUGGGUGGUGGUAGAGAUUCUGAAGACAUGGAAGUAGAUGGGGACCCUUUUAGUGCCUUUGGAUUCAGCAUGAAUGGAUAUCCAAGAGAUAGGAAUUCUGUGGGACCAUCCCGCCUCAAACAAGAUCCUCCAGUAAUUCAUGAACUAAGAGUAUCACUUGAAGAAAUAUAUAGUGGUUGUACCAAACGAAUGAAGAUUUCUCGAAAAAGGUUAAACCCUGAUGGAAGGAGUUAUAGGUCUGAGGACAAAAUUCUCACCAUUGAAAUUAAAAAAGGGUGGAAAGAAGGCACCAAAAUUACUUUUCCAAGAGAAGGAGAUGAAACACCAAAUAGUAUUCCAGCAGACAUCGUUUUUAUUAUUAAAGAUAAAGAUCACCCCAAAUUUAAAAGGGAUGGAUCAAAUAUAAUUUAUAAUGCUAAAAUUAGUUUACGAGAGGCAUUAUGUGGUUGCUCAAUUAAUAUACCAACAAUGGACGGACGAACCAUACCUAUGUCCUUAAAUGAUAUUGUGAAACCUGGAAUGAGGAGAAGAAUUAUUGGAUAUGGGCUGCCAUUUCCAAAAAAUCCUGACCAACGCGGUGACCUUCUAAUAGAAUUUGAGGUGUCUUUCCCGGAUACUAUAUCCUCAUCAUCCAAAGAAGUACUUAGGAAACAUCUUCCUGCCUCAUAGAAUGAAGAACUUUGUUACCAAUAUUUUGACAAAGCACUGAAAAUAUAAAAGGACUGGCAGUUUACUGAUGUAGAUGUGAAUUCUGUAUAAAGAUGUGUACAUUCUUUUGAGGGUUCAUUAAAUUGCAU
Chrysochloris asiatica (Cape golden mole) is the source of this 1326-nucleotide messenger RNA. RefSeq names its product DnaJ (Hsp40) homolog, subfamily B, member 4 (gene DNAJB4). The coding region runs from base 185 to 1198 and encodes 337 amino acids. The transcript has 3 exons. NCBI's taxonomy places the organism in Eukaryota, Metazoa, Chordata, Mammalia, Afrosoricida, Chrysochloridae. Gene Ontology annotation, cellular component: cytosol. The record is from RefSeq and is a predicted model, not a curated record. Gene Ontology annotation, molecular function: protein-folding chaperone binding.